UAGUUCGCACAUUAGGCGAGUUAGUCGAAUUAUAUAAUUAAAUAAAGUAAUUCAAUAAGUUAGUGGAUUAAUAAUAAAUUAUUUGCGGUGCUUGGUUGGAUUGGAGAUUGAAUGGACAAGUCCAUAUUUUUUUUUAAUGAAAAGUGACAGUGCUAGGAAAAUUCAAGAUUCCAUGUUUUAUUUUUAAGGAAUGGAUCAGACCAAAGAAACCCUUAAUGGAAGACAAGACUCACUCGCAAAAACUUAUGAGACUAAACAACAACACCAAAUUAAUUAUAAUGUAAAUACACCAAAUUACACGGACAACCACAAUCUAUUUCAAAUGAUAAAGUGUCAUGAAGACAGCUUAUUACGACUACAUCAUUUAACAACCAGUCGGCAAAUGAACAGUAACUAUGAACCCACAUACCAAAACGAUUUAGCUUGGUACCCAAAAGAUCUCCAACGGCAGUACAUAAAACCUGUCGAAUAUUUAGCUUACGAGGACAUGAGAAGAAAAUACGACGACGCCAAGGUUGCGAAAGAGAAGGAAGUCCAGAAAGAAUCAGAAGAAGAGAGAGAAGGGAAAGGAGAUGACAGAAAGAAGCCUAGGCGUAACAGAACCACGUUUACGAGCCAACAGUUAGCAGCUUUAGAAAAGGUUUUUGAAAAAACACAUUACCCAGAUGCUUUUGUAAGAGAAGAUUUGGCGUCCAGAGUAAAUUUAACAGAGGCAAGAGUACAGGUUUGGUUUCAAAAUAGACGCGCAAAAUUUCGCAGGAAUGAAAGAUCUGCGCUAUCAAACCAUAGAAGCUCAGCGAGUCAGAGUUCUCCAGAACCAGUCCCAGUGCCCAUAGGGAUUCCACAUCAAAUGGACAGUAGGCAAGACUUCACUCGGAAUACAAAGGAACCUUGGCUGCAUCAUUUCCAAACGAACAAUUUGAAUUUGAACCUAGGCAUUCCUAUCACAAAUUCUGGGCUCUACCAAAACGAUUAUUCUCUGAUGAUGCAAAAUGUAGGCAACAGACAAUACAUGUCGAACUCAAAUACUUUAAUGGGACAAGGCAUGGUCAAUUAUAAUGGAGCAACUGAUAAUGGAUAUGGAUCAUGUGCAUUAAUUGGUGGUUACAGUGGUCCGUUGCAGCCGGCACAUCACAGUUCUUACAACUUAAAUUUAAGAUUAAGACCACAUGAUUUUAGUAUUAACAAUAUAACUUUAUGAGAUAUAAAGACAAUAUAUAGAUAU
This is a messenger RNA of Achroia grisella, 1225 nucleotides long. Its product is annotated as paired box protein Pax-6-like. Gene Ontology annotation, biological process: regulation of transcription by RNA polymerase II. Lineage: Eukaryota; Metazoa; Arthropoda; Insecta; Lepidoptera; Pyralidae. The record is from RefSeq and is a predicted model, not a curated record. The coding region runs from base 191 to 1201 and encodes 336 amino acids. The transcript has 3 exons. Gene Ontology annotation, molecular function: RNA polymerase II transcription regulatory region sequence-specific DNA binding; DNA-binding transcription factor activity, RNA polymerase II-specific.